Molecule: messenger RNA, 2739 nt
Organism: Entrophospora candida
Lineage: Eukaryota; Fungi; Glomeromycota; Glomeromycetes; Entrophosporales; Entrophosporaceae
Source: the annotation of a GenBank genome assembly
AUGGGUAAAAAAUAUAGCAUACCAGAUUAUACAAGGUUAUUACGUGUGGCAAAACGUGAUAGAGAGGAAAAAGUGCAAGAACUAAAAGAAAAUCAAAAGAUUAAAGAAAGAAAAUCACGCCAUCAUAUGCAUAAUAGAAACAGAAGAGAAAAGCAAAAGGACAAAUCCCAUGCACCAAAUCGCUCUUAUUCUAUCCGAGAUUCUCCGAGUUAUGAGCCUUACAUGGAAACUGAUUCAUCUUCAAGUACUUCUGAUGAUGAAGAUAAAGGAAAUAGCAUUGAAAGCAAUGACAACUUUGUUAUUGAAUUUGGCAGUUCCGACAAUAUAUUACAACAAAAUGAAACAACAUUAGAAAAAGGUGAUGAUGAUAAUUCAUCAUAUUCUACACAAAUAAAAAGAGGAUCUUCAUCAAUUACACGGAAAAAUGAAUUGUCGUCUAGAAGUCAAAACUCUACUGCCAGCACUAGUACUGCCUCAAAUAAUGAAAAGCCUCUUCUUAAAAGUCUUACGCCUGCAGAGAAAUUACGUUUGAAACUUCAAAUGGGUUUAAAUAAACAAAUCCAAGUAGAUGAAGAGAAAAAAUUACAAAAAGAACGUAAGCAAAAAAUGGAGUAUUUAGGAGGGGAAGAUCUUGAUUUCGAAUUUACAAACCUUGAAAGAAAAAGUUUGUCUAGAUCUCGUCAAACGCUGGAUCAUUAUAAUAAGUCUGAUAUAUCUAGGGAAAAUUCUACACCACGGUCAAAUAUUCCAGAAAAAGACGAUAUUCAUAUUCUUCGUCUUCAUCAAGCAAUCGAAGCAGAUCACGUCAAAGAUCAAGGUCUCGAGAUUUUGAAAGGAGAAAUCGAUCAUCUUAUAGAAGGCGCAAAUAUUCAUCGUCUGAAAGUGAUGGACGACAGUCUAGAUCAAUUUCAAGGUCUAGAUCUACUUGUUCAAGUACGCCAAGUUCCAGAUCAUCAAGAAGAAAUUCCGAUGAGCGCAAAACUUGUCAUUCCAAUCGAACGGAUUCUCGUACAGGUUAUCAAUUUCGUCAAAGGUCAGGCAAAAAAGCUGAUUUCUUUCGAAGUAUUCAGUGCUAAAAAAUUAGAUAAAUAUAUUUAUUUUUUUGAAUUAAUUAAUUUAAGUGACAAUAGCGGUAAAAGUAAAGGUGGUGAUGGUGUUAUUAAUUAUGAUAUUACUGAUAUUAAUAAAAACGAAGAUCCUAGUUGGACAUCGUUUGAAAAAUUACUACUUGUUCAAGCUGUUUACAAGUAUGGUGAAAAUUGGUUAGCAGUUACUCGUACAAUGAAACAUCAUCCUUUGAAAGAACAUCCUAAAGAAUUUUUUACCACAAAGGCUUGUACUGAUAAGUUUAAACUUUUGAUUGAACCUUUGCAACUUGAUUUAGAAGAUGCUCAUCGUAUGUCAGCCACAGCAAAAUUAGCUAAACAACUUUAUCAAGAUCAUGAACAACAACCAUCACCUAAUAAAGAUGCUGGUGCAAUUAUUGAUAAUGAAAAAACGAAAAUCGAUAACAAUAAUAAUAAUGACAAUCAUAUUACUGUUUCUACUUCAAAUACCAAUAGCACUAACUACAUCAAUAACAUUAAUAAUAAUAAUAUUCAAAAAGUUAAAGACAACAUUGAUAAUAUUAAAGAUGGUGAUGAAAAUAAUAUAAUUAAUAUUGUUGAUAAUAAUAAUGAUGAUUAUGAUGAUAAUAAUGUCAAUGACGAUAAUGUAGAAUCAAAACAUGACUUACAUAAAGAUGUAACAAAAUUAUUAGGUAAAAUAAAUAUUAAUGAUGAUAAGGAUAUGGAAAAGAUGGAAAUAGAUACUAACAUUGAUGCCAAUAAUAUUGCGAAUAAUAAUCCAGCUAAUACAAAUAUUCCGAUAAAUAUUAACAACAACAAUAAAGAUGACAGUAAUGAUGAUGAUGUUCAAAUGACAAUAGAAUUAAAACAAGGUGAACACUCUGAUAAAGUUAGCGGCAGCAAUGGUGGUGAUAGUGGUGGUGAUGUAAAUUAUGGCGAAAAAAUGGACAUUGACGACAAUAAUAAUAAUGGCAGAAAAGUUACUACUACUUCUAAUGUUAAAAAACAUGAAUCAUCAUCAAAUGUAUCAGAUCAAACGACAGAAAUAGUAACACCGUCUCAAAUUGAAUACAAUGAAUCUUCUUUAGUACCUGCUUUAGGUUUAGUAGCUGCUACUCCCACUGGUGAAGUUUCAUCAACGCCUGCUGGUGCUUCUACUUCAACACCUGGUGCUGCAUCAAUUUCCACUCCUGAUGUUAUAAAAACGCCACAUUCUAAUUCUAGUGAGGUAGCGCCUGGUGAUAUGUUUGAAAAUACUAAUGAUGAUAAUAAAAAGUUAAAGAAAUGGCUGAAACUUGUGUCUAUGAUAUUACAUGAGAUAAGCAAUCAUCGAUGUGCUAGUUUGUUUCAGAAUCCUAUAAGAGAACAGGAUGCGCCUGGUUAUAAUGAAAUAGUUAACCAUCCAACAGAUUUAAAAACAUUAAAAAGGCGUCUUCGUGAUGGAGAAAUAACAAAUACUGACCAAUUUCAUCGCGAACUAAUGUUAAUGUUUAUGAAUGCGGCAAUUUAUAAUCGUGAGGAUACUGAUGUUUAUCGAAUGACGACAAUGAUGAAAGAUCAUGUUGAAGAUCAAAUACUUGAGUUUAGACAGACUGAAGAUUCUAGAGGUGUUAUACAUGAACCAGCUACAAGGAGAAAGAGUAUGGCUUCAGAUGGUAGAUCACGUCAAUGA